AUGAAACGCAGGCGCGAGGAGAAGGAUAAGUUCCACAACAGCCGAGAAGCCUCAGGAAGCUUCAGAAAACGCACGGAGUACGAGGAGAAAGACACAACCCCAAGUAAGUUAGAUUCGGUGCAUGAUGAUCUUAAGAUGGCUAUAAUGAGUAGAUUGCCUGCCAAGUCUCUUAUGAAGUUUCGAUGCGUGUCGAAGAUGUGGUGUUCCUUCAUCCGAAGGCAAGAGUUGGUGGAUUCCUUCUUCGCUGUCUCCUCAGCGGAACCACGGUUUAUAGUCUCUUUUAGCAACAACGCAUUCGGCAAGCCUGAAGAGAAGCUUACCUUCCUCUUGUCGUAUCCAGAGGGGUCUUCUUCUUCUUCUUUGGUGCCCAGGUUCGAGAUGGCAUUACCAGUGGGAUUGCGAGCCAGCCAAGAGUAUUGCGCUUCUCUCCAUGGGUUUCUCAGUGUUUACACUGAUCAUGGUUUGAUGGUUUGUAACCCCAGCACCGAGCAAGUCUUUAAUUUGACCAAGAACACCCAAUUCGUGGGGUACGAUCCCAUUGGUGGCCAACACAAAGCAUUAUCUGUGCAUUUGAGAGAUCCUUCUUCUGCUCGUCCUCAUCUACUGCACAAGGUGUUAACACUUGGAGGAGGUUGGAGAGACAUUGAAGGUACCCCUGUUCCUUAUAUACCUGUAUCAGUGGGAGUAUGUAUCAACGGUGUUAUCUACUAUGGCGGUUAUAAGUAUAACUCCACUACUGAUUUUAAGAAUAAAAAUCCAGUUGUGAUGUGUUUUGAUGUUCGAUCUGAGAAAGUAAGUUUUAUCCAAGCACCUAGUGCUGUCGUGUUAUGUGGAAAGAAUGCCAUAUUUAUAGAAUACAAUGGGAAGCUAGCUUCUAUUCUUGUGCAUCCACCUCUUGCUCGCUCCAUUCCCUUUGAUUUAUGGAUACUAGAGGACGCCCAGAAACAUGAAUGGUCAAAGCAAACAUGUGUGUUUCCCUCCUCUGCCUGGGAGUCCGUUUCUUGCCGCAGAAUGUCUUUCCAAGGCACCAAUAAAGCUGGUGAGAUCAUUAUCGUCCCAAGCGUGGUUAAUACAAUCAAGGUCCAACCCUUCUACAUAUUCUACUACAAUGUCACAACAAACAAUGUCAGAAGAGUUAGGCUCCUAGGAAUUGGUGACAAUGAAGAGUUUCAACGCUCUUAUGGAUUUGUAGGUGGGUAUGAAUGUUUUGUCCGUGUCGCACCUCAUCACGUCGACAGUAUUGCCUUUCUCAAUAAUCAUGUAUUAUAA
Messenger RNA from Brassica rapa (field mustard), 1269 nucleotides. Its product is annotated as putative F-box protein At1g32660. The record is from RefSeq and is a predicted model, not a curated record. Gene Ontology annotation, molecular function: protein binding. NCBI's taxonomy places the organism in Eukaryota, Viridiplantae, Streptophyta, Magnoliopsida, Brassicales, Brassicaceae.